Molecule: messenger RNA, 7778 nt
Organism: Paramuricea clavata
Lineage: Eukaryota; Metazoa; Cnidaria; Anthozoa; Malacalcyonacea; Plexauridae
Source: the annotation of a GenBank genome assembly
AGGUUGGCAUUGGAUGUAUUUUGUGAUAUGGAAUUACACAAAUUUCCUGCAGAUAAACAGAAAUGCAAAAUUGUUGUGGAAAGUUGUAAGUUAUAUCUUCAACUAUAUGUUCAAGAUGCGCAAUAUACAGAGCUGCAAAUGCCUAUAUGCACUAUAUACUGUACAGCCAGUAUAUAGCUGUAGUAUUUUAACCUUAAAACCCAACUAUGCUAAGUAAAACUCCUUGUUAAUACAGCUGUCUAGUUCUCCUCGAGGUGCCUGUUUUUUCCCGCCGGAAGUGCUAACUCCCGGAUGUUACACUCCUUUUUUCCUGGAUUAAAACCAGAGUCCCUGCAACAUAACAUCUAAACUAAUAAUGUCAACACUAUAACCUAACAGUUUGUAAUCCCUUAGUGUUUUAUACUCUAAUAUUAAUGUAAUUACUCACGAAUAAUAGUCCGGUGUCUGUCUAUCUCUUUGCGGAUAUCGGGCUGCUGGAACUGCAUUUUCUCCGCUAACCACUUGUUGGUCUGGAACGGGUUGCUGGUUGAUAUCUGGAUCCAUGACGUCAUUUUCGUUUUCUUCGGGUGUUUCCCUAUGGAUCACCUGAUCUUGAUGGCGAUGAACCUCGCGGUCGUCUUCCAACUGUAUGGUAUAGGAAACUGGCCCGGUUUGUGUAUUGAUCACUCCUGGACACCACUUUUGUUGUUUUCCAUAUUCUCUCGAAUAUACUAAAUCACCUGGUCGUAAUUGUCGAUCCACUGCAUGUUGAUCGUGUAACUCUUUCUGCUUCUUCUGUUGGUCCUGUACUCUUUGUCUUACAUCUGGAUGUAGUACGUCCAAGGGCCGGAAGAUCUUGGUUUUCUGCUCAUAAGCAUUUCCGCUGGCGCUAUCCCUGUGGUUGAGUGUGGCGUGAAACGGUAUUUGAAGAGAAACCGAGACACUCUAGUUUCCAAACUUUCCUUAUUUGACAUCUUCUUCAUCCCUUCCUUAAACGUCUGGACCGCCCGUUCUGCAAGUCCAUUGGAGGCUGGAUGAUAAGGAGCAGUCCUUCUGUGAUGAAUGCCGUUUUUCGCCAGAAAUUCUUCGAAUUCUUCACUGCAAAAAUUACUACCGUUAUCACUAACAAUUGUUUUAGGAAGGCCGUGGAUUGCAAAUGUUGAUCGAAGUUUUUCAAUUGUUGCUCUCGAUGUUGCCACAUUCGUUGGAUGCACUUCGAGCCAUUUUGAGUACGCAUCGACCAUGAUGAGGAACAUUUUCCCCAAGAAUGGACCAGCAUAGUCAAUGUGAAUUCUUUCCCAUGGUCGGCUUGGCCAUUCCCACGGGUGCAGUGGCGCUUCAGGAGGAUUCUUUCUAUUUAUCUGGCAGUUGUUGCACGUUCGUACUUUGUUUUCCAAAUCGUUAUCCAUAUUCGGCCACCACACGUAGCUUCUUGCUAGACUUUUCAUCUUACAUAUUCCUGGGUGGGUUUCAUGUAAUUCGUCAACCACUUGCCUUCUUCCUUGGGGUGGAACAACCACUCUGUUUCCCCAAAGUAUACAGUCGUCUUGAACACUCAGCUCGUCUCGUCGUUGAAAAUAUGGUUGAAACUCCCCAUCUGGACACUUGCUAGGCCAACCUUGUUUGAUAAAUUUCAAAACUCUAGCAAGUAUAGGAGUUCUUUUUGUCCAGUUCUUCACUUGCUCUGCUCUUAUUGGAGUAGUCUCCAAUAGUUCCAUGAGUAAGAUUGUUUCUUCAGGAACUGGUAUUGAACCUGGGGUGUCUGGCAAUGGUAAUCUACUGAGGGCAUCAGCAUUUGCAUUCUGAAUUCCUUCUUUGUACUGAAUGGCGUAGUCAUACGCAGACAAAAUUAAGGCCCACCGCUGAAUUCGAGCUGCAGCCAUUGGUGGUGUCAUUUUAUCCGGAUGAAGUACCCGCUCAAGCGGCUUGUGAUCUGUCAGUAUGGUGAAAUGUCGACCAUACACGUACUGGUGAAAUUUCUUGACACCAAAUACGAUGGCUAGCGCCUCUUUGUCUAGUUGAUAAUAGGUUUUUUCAGCUGCGGACAGUGAUCUCGAGGCAAAUGCAAUUGGUUGUUCUGUGUUGUCUUCCAUCCGGUGUGACAAAACAGCCCCCAAGCCAUAUGGUGAGGCAUCGCAAGCCAGUAUUAACUCCUUCUCCGGGUCAUAAUGCACCAAUAGAUGUGAGGACUUCAAUAACUCUUUGGAUUUUCUAAAUGCCUCUUGGUGCUCUUCACUCCAUUUCCAACUUUUCCCUUUUUCCAACAGGCUGUGCAGUGGUGCCAGAAUCGUUGAUAAAUUUGGUAAAUACUUUUGGUAAUAGUUGAUCAUUCCCAAGUAUGAUCGAACUUCGGACACAUUCGUCGGUGCCGGUGCAUUGGUGAUGGCUCUGACUUUCUCUUGGAUUGGUUGUAUUCCUUGGCUAUUUAUCUUCUGGCCUAAAUACACCACCUCGUUCACCAUGAAGGCACACUUCUUCUUCUUUAGGCGUAACCCAUGCUCUGACAACCGUUUUAGAACCUCUUCUAAAUUUGCUAAAUGUUCCUCAUCAUUCGAACCAGAGACCAAAAUGUCAUCCACUCGCACAACCACGAAAGGAAUCCCCUGCAGUAGGUUUUCCAUAGUACGCUGGAAAAUCCCAGGGGACGAGGACACUCCAUAUGGCAAUCGAUUGUACUGAAAAAGUCCUUUGUGUGUGUUGAUGGUAGUAUAUUUUUUUGAUUCAUCCUCCAAUAAGAUUUGCUGAUAGGCUUGACUCGUAUCCAGCUUGGUGAAUUUCUCUCCACCACUUAAAGUGGCAAAAAGAUCUUCUGCCUUGGGAAUCGGGUAAUUGUCUAACUUUGCAGCUUGGUUGACAGUUACUUUAUAAUCCCCACAAAUUCUUAUCGACUUAUCAUCCUUAACGAUUGGUACGAUUGGCGCUGCCCAAUCUGCGAACUGGACAGGCUCUAUAGUUCCCUCUCCUUGCAAUCUUUCUAACUCCUUUUCUACUUUUUCCCUCAAUGCAUAGGGAACAGGUCUUGCCUUGUAAUACUUUGGACUUGCAUCCUCAGCCACAUAUAUUUUGGAUUUGAGACCAGAAAAUGUUCCUAACUCUUCAUGAAACACUUUCUCAUACUUCUCAAGUAACUUAUUUACUCUGACUGAGGUAUUCUUGUCCUCUUUUAACUGAAAUAAAUUCUUCCAAUUUAUUUUAAUCUUUUGGAGCCAAUUUCUGCCAAUCAAGUUAGGGCCCUUCCCCGUUAUGACUAGUAAAGGCCAUACGCCUUCUUGAUCUUCAUACUUCACCGAAGUCUCCAGCUGACCCGAAACUUUAACUUGCUCUCCCGUAUAGGUAUUUAGUCUUACCUUUGAUUCCUUCAACUCUAGGUUUGGGUGUUUUUUCUUCAAUAAUGUAUAUGUAUCCUCAUUCAUUACACUAACUGCAGCACCAGUAUCUACUUCCAUCUUUAGACUUUCAUUGCUCACCAGUACAUCAACAACAUAUGGCUCAGCUUGCUCUUUGCCCAGACUAUAAAUCCCAUAGUUGUCAUCUUCCUCUUCGAUCUCGUCAUCCUUCAUGUUUAAAUAGUUGCUGCUAGUGCCUGAGUUAGGGUUGUCGUUUCGUUGAUUUUUUCCAGUCGCCUUAGUGUUGCUUCGACAUUUUCUUGCUAUGUGUCCUUUCUUGUUGCAUUGUUGCGGGUCAUGUUUACCCCCACACCGACCACAUUCAGCCUUUGACCAUGGUUGGUUUCCUUGUCUUUGGUUGUCCACACGGUGUAAUGUUGCAGGUUUCUCAGUAUUUAUAUUUGCAUUGGCCAUCUGAUGUGUCAAAUCUCGUGCAUUCUUUACUGCAGUCUCCAUUGAUGUAGCUAUUUUCAUGGCUUUCUUAAAGUCGAGAGAACUUUCUGCUAACAAUCUACGCUGAAUCUGUUCGUCAUUUAUUCCACACACCAACCGAUCACGUAACAUCUCUUCUAAGGUACUCUUGAAAUCACAAUGUUCUGAAAAACUUCUUAAUUCAGCUACAUACGAAGCAAUUGACUCACCAGGUUUCUUGAACCGAGUAUUAAACUUGAAUCGUUGCACUAUUGCCGAAGGUUUUGGGUGUUGAUGUUGUUGUACAAGUUCUACUAGCUCUGCAAACGUCUUCUCUGACGGUUUUCCUGGCGUGAUUAAGUUCCGAAUCAACUUAUACGUCUUGCUACCACAAACACUCAAUAAUAUCGCUCGUUGUUUAUCUUCGUCGUCCACGCCAUUUGCUUCGAAAUAAAAUUCCAACCGCUCAAUAUACUGACUCCAUUCCUCUUGUGAGUCAUAUUCUUCUAGUUUUCCAUGAUUUGCCAUUUUAUCUCGUCGCCAAAUGUAGUAUUUUAACCUUAAAACCCGACUAUGCUAAGUAAAACUCCUUGUUAAUACAGCUGUCUAGUUCUCCUCGAGGUGCCUGUUUUUUCCCGCCGGAAGUGCUAACUCCCGGAUGUUACAAUAGCGUGUGUUGGCGAAAGCCUAUUUAUGAUUAUAUGUUAUGUCAAUUUUUAUUACGACACCGAAAUUUUUAUUAGGACACACUAUAUCUGUGGUCACUCCCUACCAAUAUUUACGUAUCUUUGCAUGUGUGUCAUUGUCGUACAAGUAUAUUGUUUGUUAUGUGCGGCGAAUCUUGUAAAUAAAUAAACUAUAAUACAUUUUUAAAUAUGUUUAGAUGGUGAUUCAGACGAGAAAAUAAGUUUGGAAUGGGAGAAAAAAAGAUGUCCUGUGUUAUUUGCAGGAAAAUACGGAAGUCCUCAAUUCAAAUUAUUCGGCUCUUGUCCAAAGGUUUCAACCAGCAUUGCGUACUACGCUGGAAGUAAGUCGUAUAAAUGAGUGAAUAGCAAGGGCUACCCCGCUAUGGAAAUACGGGGCAAAUAUUAAUACUCCAAGUAUAUACUUAACAUGGCCUGCGCCGCAUACUUCAAAACACAUGUGUAAUAGGCUCUCGUUUGGACGGUAUGCACGUACUUCUCCAGACUUGACCUUGAGCCAAGUUAUAUCUUUCCUUAUAAUAAUAAUAAUAAUAAUAAUAAUAAUAAUAAUAAUAUUUAAUAUUUAUAUUGCGCAAAUUAACAUGUUGUAGUAUAUGAUCAAAUGCGCAUAACGACAUCACGUCACAAGUUGGCGAGGUAAAAAAAUAUUUUCCGGAAAUUAAAAAAAAAGGUUCAAAAAUAGUUAAAUUAAGGUUAAAAAAAAUUUUCAGGACAAAUCUUUCUGCAGCCAUAAAUUAGGCUAUGGUCACUGACACCCAAUGCAUCACCCCAGAAUUAAUAAUAUUUUCUGGCUUAUUAGUAAAGAACAAGUCCAACAAUAUUUGCGUUUCUUCCGUAAUACGUGUUUCCUCUGUAGCUAUAUUAUCUACACACCCAUUUUCAUGUUGCAAUUUGGACAGAGAAUAUAUUACAUGUCGCUAUUAUCUAUCUUAUUCCCUAAUAUAACAUUUUCUUGCUGUUUUAGGGAGAUUCACCGCACUGGAAACAUAUAUAGAAUUCAGCCGCCGUGUAACGUCAUUUGUGUUUACAGUUUACGUUCCUGCAGCAAUGAUCGUGUUUCUAUCUACUCUUUCAUUCUGGAUUCGUCCAAGUUCUGUUCCAGCCAGAAUUGCUUUGGGUAUUACGACAGUUUUAUCUGAAGCAACAGUAAUGAGUGCAGCCCUGAAUGCCUAUCCUACGGUCUCAUAUUUGAAAGCAUUGGAUCUGUACACAAUGGUUUGUUUUUGUUUUACAUUUUGUGUGCUCAUUGAAUAUGCCAUCGUGCAUAUUAUGAUGGUUAACAAGAAGAUGCCAUUCCACCAUCAAGAUCAGGGAGGCCAGGUUAGUCAUUAUAGUUAUUAUAUAGUUAUUAUAGGUUAGUUAUUAUAUCGAUACAAUUCUAUAUAGAUAGAUAGAUAUAGAUGUUAGAAUAUUUGUGAACUUGUUCAUAGCACGGAAUGGGAAUGACUCAGACACAUCACUUUUCUUCAAAACUAAAAUCUAAAACUUUGGGGAUCCAGUUUGUAACAAGGGUUUUUGAUCGAAACCCCACCGGCUUAGUUUUGUAAUUCUUCCAAUCAGUUACUUAUGCUUAAGUCAUGCAUAUUACUAUGUUAUUGAUAAAUGUACUGGCAUCAUGCUAGUAAAUUUAUCAACGAUACUGAGAUACAUUUUCUAUGACGAAUUUACUCACAGCACGUUCUACGAAAGGGUUGCAUAUUCUAUUAGACAAAUCGUACGAAUUCAAGGAGAAUUAACCCAAAAUUUGAUUGUUAAACGUUUUGGAAAAAAUAAACCAAUUUUGCAAGUUUUGCGUCACCUUUUUAGUAAAAUACUUUUUAGAGUUUGAUUUUGCCAGACGGAAAUAGAUUUUUCGGCUUUCGGGCCAAAUUCACUUUUACACAAUUUUGUGAUUUUUUCACAAAAUUAACAUUUUCCGGUUUUUGGCAAAAUUCAGUUUUAGAAUCCAAUGUGGAAAUCUCUCCAAAAUCUCGCUAAAUAGAAUCAUAUUAUGAAGGAGUAUUGUAGAUAGAAAUUAUUGAGUGGACAUUUAUGUAGUAUUUAAAACACGAGCAUACAGGAGUGCUUUACCAGAUAUAAUUAUAUAUCUGAUAAAGCACGGACUAUACGAAUGAGUUUUAAAUGGUUUAAAAAACGACUUUUUAAACUAAACGUUGUCUAGGCCGAGAAAAUCAAACCUAAAUUUUUUGUAAAUAAACAUGCAUGAUUUUUAUCACAUAUAAGACCACCGACACGGCAGUGAUUUCUUUUGUAUUUUCCUCAUGAAUUAUUAAUGAGUUUUUAAAAUAUAUUUAUUAACCCUAUCGUAGAACCAGUUUCAUUCGUUAAACAUAAAUAUAUUCCAUGACAUGUCUGAAACCAUGAAUGUUGAUGAAUCGUCAUUAAUCCGAGAAAGAUUUAAACCACGGCGACGUUUCGGACUCUUCUAGUUUAAGAGGGUUAAACCGUUUUCUUCAAUGCAGCGAUAAACGUUAUUUACGAGCUUGGUAGGCUAUUUAUUAAUAUAACCCAACAUUCGACAUGGAAAGAAGGGCCUGCUUUCCAGGAGAAAUACAAGUUUAUUUUGAAAUAUAAAUUAUCAUUGCCCCAGUUAAAAAUAAAACGACAUAUUUUCGAUCAUCUAGCUGGAAGAUGACAAUGGAGAUGAAGUUGAAAAUGUAGAAGGGCAACAAAAUAUCAAGCAAACUGUCGACCGUUAUCCGUCAUGGACACCAACAUCCAAUCUCAAAUUCGAGUCUGGUUGUGCCAACGGUGGUUUUCCUCUAAGAAAGAUUCCUUCACGAUCAUUUCAAGCUAUCUUUGAUCCAAACCUUCCACCUGAUCAGCGACAGAACUAUCGACGUAAACCCAAAAUGCCGGCAGAAGAAAAACGAUGCAAAGAAAGACAGUUACUUAUUGAUUUUGUGAGUCCAUUGGAUACUGUUUCUCGAGUGAUUUUCCCUCUAGCUUUUGUUGUUUUUAACAUUUUCUAUUUUCUCUGGAUGAUGGACGAAAUUUAAACAAAGCAUUAUAAAGAGGUUCCUCAGAGUGCACGUAAAUUUAACUUAACUUGGUAAAAGGCACAAUUAGAGUGCAUGCAUAUGCGCGGCUGGCCAAAUGUUGACAUACGUUUUAAUUAUUUUACUGUUGUAGUUGUCGUUACUGUUGAUGUAGUCGUCGAAGCGUUGUUUUAAUUUCUCAGGCUAUAGUGAAAAUCUGAAUGUGUUGUGGAGUGUAUUGGCAAAUGUGAUGUAGUACAGGCAAAUAUUUUUUUGUCAAUUUGAAACGACAUUUAUUAUUAUUAUAUAUUUACAACCUC